CAUGAACCCAAAAAAAAAAAAAAAAUUUGGUACGGCCACAUGGGGCCUGCCCAAACUACUAAACUGCGUUGAAUGAUCACCAAUGGCGGCCAAUGACAUCCACGAGGAGGAACUGCUCAUCGAAAUCCUCUCGAGGUUGCCGGUGAAGUCGCUUGUGCGAUUCAAUAGCGUCUGCAGAUCAUGGAAAACCCUCAUCCAAUCCCCCUCUUUCGUCUCCGCUCAUCUCAGUCGAUCCAACGUGAACGCCGAUCCGCCCCUUCUCGUCCACUUCUACUCUCCUCAUGCUAUCUCCUUGCUCUGCAAUCGAACCCUCGUUCGGCUGGAGAAUCUGGAGUUGCCCCCUAUCAGGAAGGACUCGUCUCUGAAGAUUUUGGGUCCCUCCAAUGGCAUCUACUGCUUUUACCACUGUGACGCAGGGGAAAUUGUUCUGUGGAACCCUUCUAUGCACGAAUCCAGGUUCAUCCAGCGGUUCAAACGCCCGCGCGAGGACCUUUGGACGACUGAGCGGGGCACCGUUGGUUUUGGAUACGAUCCCAAAAGCCAGGACUACAAGGUCGUCAGGGUGAUUCCUAAAAAUGAAGAGAGAGGUAGCUAUAGGGCUGAAGUUUACUCUUUGCGUUCAGAUUCAUGGAAAAGAAUUGAGACGCAUUUGCCUCGAAUGUAUUUGUGUUCAACAAUCCACACUUGCCUGAAAGGGGUAUGUUACUGGCUGCCUCUCUACAUUGCUGACAUUGUGGUCUCGUUCGACCUGAACCGCGAGGUGUUUCGGGUGAUCCGGUCGCCGGAAUAUGAGAAUGCUAAUUUCUUGCGACAUGAAAUUUGCCGGGACUAUGUGAAUUUGGCCAGCAAUGAAGAUUUAUCUUUGAUGAUUUGUCCUUAUGAUGGGAAAUCAAUGACAGUUGAUAUAUGGACAAGGACUGAACCGGGUGGCUUAGAGACUUGGACUAAAAGGUUUUCAUUUGGACCCAUUGUCCAGAAAUGUAUGCCUUUGGGAUUUUGGAAGGAUGAUGAGAUUCUUAUUGAAGCAAAAAAAGGAGAAAUGAUCUCCUACAACCUUAAUACGCAAAAGGCAAAGGUUCUUCGAUAUCUUCGAGUUUCUGUUCGGCUGCUUACUUAUUACACAGAGAGUCUUGUUUCCAUCAAAGGAGAUGCUCAAAGUGCUUGACAAUUGACUAGGAUGCCAUAUGUAUCUGGCGCAUAUACAUUCAAACUUUUUUCUUGAGCUAAAACUUGUUUCUAUGUUGUUUUAGGCAAGUGUUGUUUUAGGCAAGUGUUGUUUAGGAGUCAUUUGCAUGCUUCCAUUAUCAGACUUAUCUCAUCAUGAAACUGAAUGGAUAUGGCCGUUUUUUUCUC
This is a messenger RNA of Malania oleifera, 1353 nucleotides long. RefSeq names its product F-box protein CPR1-like. The coding region runs from base 83 to 1165 and encodes 360 amino acids. The transcript has a single exon. Gene Ontology annotation, molecular function: protein binding. The record is from RefSeq and is a predicted model, not a curated record. NCBI's taxonomy places the organism in Eukaryota, Viridiplantae, Streptophyta, Magnoliopsida, Santalales, Ximeniaceae.